UUCUAUUCACAUUGUCAUAGACUUAGCACCGCCAUGAACCACCUUCUGAUUCUUUCCUGCCUUAUUGGGUCAAUUGCAUGCCAGCUGGUCCUUCCACAUGUAUGUCAGAAGAUGUGCACGGCGCAGUACGCACCAGUAUGUGGAACCAAUCAUAUAACUUACAGUAACAUGUGCAAACUGCAGAUCGCCGAAUGUGAAGCCAAACUUCAUCACCGCUUCCUAGGACUGGCCCAUACAGGAACAUGCUCAUCUGGUGGUGGUCACGUGACAAUACCAACUCACUUCGACUGUCGACAACAAGAACCAUGUGACGAGGAGGAGACUACAGGAGAAGUCUGCGGAACAGACGGGGUUACAUACAAAAGUCAGUGUCAUUUGGAACAGUCAGCUUGUGCUUUGGCCGCUGCUGGAGACCACAUGACCAAAUCUCAUUCUGGACCUUGUUCAGCGAUGGAGGCCAGUCACGAAUGUCCGACGAAAUGUGACGAAACUCUCGACCCCGUCUGCAGCAACGCAAACGUCACAUACAAAAACCCAUGCAUUUUGAAGCAGACUUACUGUCGAUUUUUGAAGUACAACAACCCUACAUUCUUGGAGAGAUACGAAGUCCAACACGCUGGAACUUGUGACGGUUCAGAUCCUACUAAGACAAUCGCAGUUGAUUGUAGCAAAUAUGUGACAAAUGUGGGAUCCAUUGCUGUGGAAGGCGGAUCAACCAACUCAGUCAACUGUCCACGUAUGAGUGGUGUUACUCACAGUGUAUCUGACUACGUGUGUGGCGCUGAUAAACACACUUACUAUUCAGAGUGUUACUACUGCAAACACGUUGCUCAAAUGAGCAAAAAUGGUGACCCGUCAGGAGCUGCUAUUUUAAUGACAGGAGUCUGUCCACAUUACAUAACACAACAUGUUAUUGGAUGAAGUUAAUGUGUAUAGAUUUGAAUAAAUGUUUUAUUAUUUCAAAUGGGACUAUA
Messenger RNA from Saccostrea echinata, 974 nucleotides. Its product is annotated as serine protease inhibitor dipetalogastin-like. Gene Ontology annotation, molecular function: protein binding; extracellular matrix binding; collagen binding. The record is from RefSeq and is a predicted model, not a curated record. The transcript has 7 exons. Bases 34 to 921 code for a protein of 295 amino acids. Gene Ontology annotation, biological process: anatomical structure development. NCBI's taxonomy places the organism in Eukaryota, Metazoa, Mollusca, Bivalvia, Ostreida, Ostreidae.